UUCGUUCUUUACUGGCAGUGUACCGCGCGCUAGUCAACCGGUGGAACGCACUCCCUUUAUUCUUGCUGUACAGGAAAGAAAAGAAACCAAAAAAAAACAAAAAAAAAACAAGAAGAAAAAACAAGCGAAACUUUUUUCAGCCCCCGCGUGACGCCGUGAACCCCGAGUGACCCCCGUCUCCGAAAUGUGACGUCGAUUCAAACUUGAAAAUAAUUUUAUUUCGAAGUUUUUAGAAAAAGUUAUAUAGUCCUCCGUCUCGUUUUCGAGAAUCGUCGUCGUCGCACAGUGUUCGCAGUGUCAGCUACGAUUUUUUUUUGAGUCGAAGGAAAGCGAAUAAAAGAAUCAGUGAAGCCAGUGAUAGAUUGUUUCGUUACACUACCAACCGAACGAUUCUUAUUUUCAAACGAUAACCAGUGAACAUGGGGAGAUUGGAUUGGAGGAUUUUGCUCUGCGUCGCGUUGACGGCGUCACACUUUCAAGAUGCUGCCCAGAUCGUGAUAAAACACCAGAGCGUCCCUCCGCUGGUCCAGAGCGGCCAGACGGACUACAUAAUUCUCGACUGCGACUACGACCUAAAUAAUACCUCUACCAACGGACUGGUAGUGAAAUGGUUUUUAAAUGAGAACGAUUUGGUGUAUCAAUGGAUAUACGGUAGUCCGCCGCAGUCGACUUCACCUGUCGACAAAUACAUCGAUUCCACAUAUGAGGCCAGUCAAGAUCCGACCGCAAUGUACAGAGCGAUGAAACUCAAUAAACCCGGCUGGGAUCUGACCGGUGAAUAUACCUGCAAGGUAUCCACUUUCGUCGACGAAGCUACCGCCACCAAACAGAUGAUUGUCUACUCAACGGAAGAUAAAUUUGAACUGAUACAUAGGAAAAAGAGCGUGAACGGUGCGGACGGCGUGGAAGUGACGUGCGUCGCCGAGGGUCUCUUCCCCAGACCCACCCUCGACGUCUCCGUCGAGGGAAUAUCUUGGGAACAGAAGCCUGAGGUGACGCAGAGUGAAGAUAAUCGUUACGCGGUCACGACGCGAAUGGAAUUGAAGGAUAAAGACGUACCGGAUCCAGCGGUCGUAAUAUGUAUCCUCGGAAUUCCAGAGGCGAACUACAACGUCUCGCGACAAGCGGUCUACUAUCCUGGUAACGGGGCUAGUUCGAUUUCCGGUGAUUUGAUUGUACUGCUGGUCGGUAUCGUCGCUGGUGUGGGAACCCUUUUUUGAAAAAUUGCCUAGAAAGAGAUCAAGGAAUUCCGAAGAAUACGAUCCGUGCGAGUCAUGAGUUACGUGAAAAACCAUCGAAACAAAGUAACGAUUGUCGGGUCGGUUCCUCAUGUCAAUCAGCAACACUGUUAAAAACUCAUAUUACUAUUCUCAUAUGAGAAAAGAGUAAAAAACAAAAAAAAUGAUAAUAUAUUAUCGCUAUAAAUAAAAAUAUAUGUAUAUUAAAACCGACACAGGCAUAUAAUCACUGUUAUAAAUAAUAUUAUAUAUAUAUAUAUUAUAUAUACACACACACACACAUAUAUAUAUAAACGUAAUAUUUUUCAAGUAUCGUCAUCUUUACAAAUUCUAGAUAGUUCAACGUUAAAAUUGCGCCUGUGUGAAUAAAUAAAUUGUGAAAAUGAGUAAGCGAAUGAUGUAAUAAUAUAGACGUAGAUAAUAAAAUUUUAAAACUGACUAGACUGCCGGUGAAAAUUGGUUAGGAUAAAAACAGAAGAUGAUAAAAAAAAAAACAAAAAAACCAAAGUGGAAACUUUUGAUCAACUCAAAGAAUACACCAAAGAUUUCUCUACGAAUCUAUCGAUAAAAAUUGAACUAUGAAAACUGGGUUUUGAAUACGAUAUCGGAUGCUGACACGUUCAACGCAGCGCGAGGAGAAAAAUUUUCGUUUUUUCAAAGAUAGUGGUUUUCAAAGUUGUGUGACGAUAUUUAAAACCAUUAAGAUCCGACCUCCACCUUCGGACGUAACGCGAAAUCAGUCGGCAUAUUCUUAAAGAAAAUGUGACACGACAAUACGAGAAAUUAUUAAUUUCAUUGAAUUAUCAAUCCUUCGGAGCGAAGCUUAUAUAUCUGUAACAAAUAGAUACAGUCAGUAGAUAGAGUUGCGAAGAGAGAUAAAUACGAAGGAAUAAAAAAGAACGAAAUAAUAAUUUGGAACGUGGCAGAAUAUUAUGAUUACGAUAACGGGAUGCACAUAAGGAGUGGAAGAUGUCGCGAAACAGGGUAAAAUAAAAAUAUUUCGCCAAAGAUGCAUAAGUUUAAAAUAUAUACUUAUGAAUAUGAUAGCUUAAAAUUCGCGUAGCUGACGUAUGAAAAUAUCGAUUGAUUCGAUUAGAGUUUUUUUUUUUUUUUCCAAUUUUUAGAUAACCUUGCUUACAAAUUUAUUGAAAUUAUUGUACAUUGAAAUAUGAGAGUGAAUUGAUAUUUGAAACUCUUCCGUAGCAAGUGUGGAGUAAAAUUUGAACAAUUAUUAUUACAAUAAUUAGGGUGUGAAAAUCGUGAUGAAAAAAGGACCGAAUAACCCUAAAAAAUUCAAAAUGCGAUUGGUAAAAAAGCGAAUGACAGCGUCGUCUCGUAGCGCGAUUCUCAGCGAUCUUUUUUGCAUAGAAAGAGAAGAAAAAAAAAGGUAAAUUAUAAAAAACUACCUAUACAGAAGUAUACACGUAUUAUAAUUACCUAUCAAUGUUUGUUCUGGGAGAAAUAGUAAGAAUUUAACUAGUCUAAUAGCUAAUCAUGCCGAACCUAUAGUUUAUAUACUAGUACCAAAUAUUAAAUUAUAUUUGAAUUCAGAUCAAGUAACAUACGAUUGAAUAAAACCCGCUUCGAAAACAUUUAAAAAAAUCAUUGAAUAAAUAAAUUAAUUAACAAAUGUAUAAUAAAAUGCGGAAUGAAUGAAAACAAUAUUCACUAUUAUUAUAAUGAUACAUAAUUACGAGUAUACUAGUGAAGUUUAACGUUUCGAAACGACCGAGGAAUACUUUGAAGGAAUAUAUAUAAUAUGAAAAUAAGAUUAAAAAAAAAAAAAUCUCCAAAGAUAUAUUAUGAACAAUCAAAAUUCACAAACUAUUAUCAUUCUCCUACGUCUGAAAGAUAUUCAUGUAAACAUAUAGACAUAUAUUCCAAUCACAUAUAUCUAUGUUAUUGUGUAAAGUCAGUUAAAAAAAAAAAACUAAUGAACCAAUGAUUAAAAACUCUACAUAAAUAUAAAUAAUCUAUGAACGUUCAACAGAUGUAUGUGAAAAAUUCAUAAAAAGAGAAAAGGAAACGAAAAAAUCAAAAGUCAAGAAAGAAAUGAAACAUUGCAAGCAUUUUGCUGUCCCACAGAGGUAAUAUAGCUGGUAUACAUGACAUACCCGAUGAAUUUUCGUUUCGAAACGAUGAACAAUAAAGCCCCCGCUCUAGUAUCCGAGCUGCGGGGGAAGGUAUCCGAUGCUGUAAAAUCAACAAUUGUGAUUCGUGAACGAACGAAAAGUGGACUAAUUUAUUUUCAAUAUAUGUUGACCGUACAGCAGCAGGUAUUUAUUAGUAAUUCGCACGUCAAUUAUUUUUUCACUUUAUUUUUCACUUUUUGAUAAUUUUUCUAGUUUUCUUUUAUCGUUUCACUGCUGUAUGAUUGCCAGCUUUGAUGUAUAUAUGUAUAUUUCAAAAUGUUGUUCUCUAUUUUUUAAUUUUCGAACAAACUAAUUCAUAUGAAUGGAAUCCUUUUGCUCUGACAUAUACUCGGAUGAUAUCGUGAAUUUCGAAAUUAAUUGAGAGCAAUAUUUUAUUGGUAAUUACGUACCUCCGAAAAAAUGAAAUAAUAUUUCCACCUUCGUUCGUCGAUCAAUUAUUAUUCAACUGUAUCAGCGUUGAAUAUAAUUAGCGUCAUGUUGCACGGUAGUAAUGAUAAUAAUGGUGAUGAAUAUACGAAUAAUUACCACGAACCGCAACUAUUCUUGUCCGGUCGAAGUUGAUUGUGAUCGAAGCACCGAAACACCUAAUAAAAUAUGUAGCGUCAUUUAUUCUGAUCCCGUUGCUUCGAUUAUGUUCUCGGCCUAUAUUCUGACAAUUUUUUAUUAUCUUAAAGGAAUAUAUUUGUUAGCUGUUUAUACACAUAUUAUUAUUACCUACGAUAUUGUACGUUACAUAUUUAUAUAUAUACAUAUAUAAUCAUUAUUACUUCGGAUAUAGUUGUUGUUACAUCAAAUAUGUAUAAAAGGGCUCGAUCGACUCGACGAAUCAUUUCGCUGAUGAAUAACAUAUUUGUAUAUAAUUAAUAGCUUUGAGAGUGUUACGAAUUACGUGAGAGUAAAGUAUCCUUUGAAAAAAUUGAAAAAGAAAAUGAAAAAAAAAUUACCAAGAAAGUGAAAAAUGGAGGAAAAAGAAACAGAAAAAAUAUAUAUAUAUAUAUCUAUCUAAUAUAUGAAACUAAGUGUAACGUUGGGCUUGGAAGUUUUUUAAAGUAACUCUGAUUAUCAAGUCAUGCAUUCGAUUAUUUGAAAUUUUUUUCUUUUUUUUUUUAAAUGACGAAUAUUAUGUAAGUUUGAUAUAUAUAAUAACUAUGUAUCUGGAUAUAUAAUAUAUUUAGGUAUCGCGAUUAACUGUAAAAUAGUAUGUAAUAAAUUUGCAACUAAUCAUAACGAUCGUAAGUGUGAAUGUGGUAGGU
Athalia rosae (coleseed sawfly) is the source of this 4644-nucleotide messenger RNA. RefSeq lists its product as uncharacterized. The coding region runs from base 420 to 1220 and encodes 266 amino acids. The transcript has 6 exons. Lineage: Eukaryota; Metazoa; Arthropoda; Insecta; Hymenoptera; Athaliidae. The record is from RefSeq and is a predicted model, not a curated record.